This is a messenger RNA of Toxotes jaculatrix (banded archerfish), 3021 nucleotides long. It is a transcript of the gene rmc1, whose product is annotated as regulator of MON1-CCZ1. The transcript is spliced from 21 exons. Lineage: Eukaryota; Metazoa; Chordata; Actinopteri; Toxotidae. Gene Ontology annotation, cellular component: lysosomal membrane; Mon1-Ccz1 complex; late endosome membrane. Gene Ontology annotation, biological process: regulation of autophagy. Bases 86 to 2053 code for a protein of 655 amino acids. The record is from RefSeq and is a predicted model, not a curated record.
GCUCCGGCUAACAGGACGCCAAAUGAACUACGCUGAACUGAACUUGGGAUAAAGGUGUUGAAAGCCGGUGGCCAGGUGUGUGAGGAUGAGUGAGGAACAUUACCUGGAGCUGUGUGAGAACCCGGUGCAGUUUGAACACGCGUCCAGCGUCAACAAUGUCUUCUUCGAUGAAGCUAAUAAACAGGUGUUUGCGGUGCGUUCAGGUGGAGCCACAGGUGUGGUGGUCAAAGGCCCCGAUGACAAGAGCAGUGUUGCCUUCAGAAUGGACGAUAAAGGAGAAGUGAAGUGCAUCAAGUUCUCCAUUGGAAAUAAGAUCUUGGCCGUGCAGAGAACCUCAAAAUCCGUGGAUUUCAUCAACUUUAUACCCGACUAUCCGCACACAGAGUUCACCCAGGAAUGUAAGACAAAGAACGCUAAUGUCUUGGGUUUCUGUUGGACCAACUGGAACGAGAUUGUCUUUAUCACCGACCAGGGAAUAGAGUUUUACCAGGUGUUUCCAGACAAACGCAGUCUGAAACUGCUGAAGAGUCAGAGUAUUAAUGUGAACUGGUACCAGUACUGCCCAGAGACCGCCGUCAUCCUGCUGUCCACCACAGUGCAGGGAAACAUCCUGCAGCCCUUCGCCUUCAGGAACGGGACCAUGUCCAAGAUGUCCAAGUUUGAGAUCGAGCUGCCGGUCGUCCCCAAACCCGCCAAACUCAGCCUGUCGGAGAGAGACAUCGCUAUGGCAACAAUCUACGGUCAGCUGUAUGUGAUGUAUCUGAAGCAUCACUCGAGAACAGCAAACAGUCCAAGUGCAGAGGUGGUGCUGUAUCACCUGCCAAGGGAGGGUGCGUGUAAAAAGAGCCAUGUGUUGAAGCUGAACACCACAGGGAAGUUUGCUCUGAACAUCGUGGACAAUCUGGUGGUGGUUCAUCACCAGAGCUCCCAGACGUCUCUGAUCUUCGACAUCAAGCUGAAGGAGCCGGACUGUGCCGUCAACACACACCAGCCUGUCCUUCCUGCCCGGUCCAUACACCCCUACAGGAUCCCACUGUCAGGUCCAGCAGUCGUCCCCUCUCAGCCUCCAGUUCCCUGUCAGCUCUACUCGUCCUCCUGGAGCGUCUUCCAGCCCGAAAUCAUCAUCAGUGCUAGUGAAGGUUACCUGUGGUACCUGCAGGUGAAGCUGCCUCCGACUGUUAACCUGCUGCAGGACAAAGGCAAACUAAUGGACUUCCUGUUACGGCGGAGAGACUGUAAGAUGGUCAUCCUGUCCGUCUGCUCGCAGAUUCUGGAGGGCGGAGAGAAGGGAAGUCUUCCUGUCGUGGCGACCGUCUUUGACAAACUGAACCAGGUGUACAAAGAAUACCUGGAGGCAGAGCAGAACUACACUGUGGCGAUGGAGUCCGGACCGAGUCGAGGCAGCGCGGCUCAGAAACGCCCCAUCAGAACUCAGGCGGUCAUCGACCAAUCAGACAUGUACACACACGUCCUGUCGUCUUUCACAGAGAGGAAGGGGGUGUCUCACAGGUUCAUCAUUGCGGUGGUGAUGGAGUACAUCCGCUCUCUGAACCAGUUCCAGAUCACCGUACAGCAUUACCUGUACGAGCUGGUCAUCAAAACGUUGGUGCAGCACAACCUGUUCUACAUGCUGCAUCAGUUCCUGCAGUACCACGUCCUCAGUGACUCCAAACCACUGGCCUGUUUGCUUCUGUCUCUGGAGAGUACGUACCCUCCCGCACACCAGCUGUCACUGGACAUGCUGAAGCGUCUGUCCACAGCCAACGAUGAGAUCGUCGAGGUUCUGCUGUCCAAGCAGCAGGUUCUGGGCGCGCUCAGAUUCAUCCGCAGUGUCGGUGGACACGACAACGUGUCGGCGAGGAAGUUUCUGGACGCGGCGCAGCAAACCGGAGACCAGAUGUUGUUCUACACCGUGUUCAGAUCGUUCCAACAGAGAAAUCAGCGGCUGAGAGGAAGCCCCGGCUUUAAUCCUGGAGAGCACUGUGAGGAGCAUGUGGCCCACUUUAAGCAGCUGUUUGGGGAGCAGGCGCUGAUGAAACCCUCCACUGUGUGAAUCACCUCAGACUGGAAACUCACCUGGAUGCGAGCAGGCAACCUGGAAGGGUCACAAACGAACAAACGUGUGGGACACACCGUCACAGACUUGUAUGUUUACGUGCACCACGUGUAUCCUGAGCAUGUCAACACUGUUACACAUGCUUCAUUACAUCCAAAGUUGAAACAGACCUGAACUAACUUUUGUAAGUCUGACUAGAUCACUAUUAGUUAACUAAACAGAGUAUCUGAUAUCACAGACAUAAACAGUUAACAAAUUAUAUGUGUAUGUACAUUAACCAAAGUAACCUGGUUAUUAAUGUGCCUAUUUACAUGAUUCUGAGAUUGCCCAGGUUUCUGAUCACCUGUGCAGGUACAUCUGACUACAUGAAAUUAAUUUUUCCACAGAUACGUUUCCUACAACCUUUCUCCAACCACUGGCCCAAAUAUUUCCUCUUCCUUACACUUAUUUUUUACCUUUGAUUCAAAGGUAUGGUCAAGGGUUUGGAAAUUUGAUCAUUGAUGUUUCUUAUUUUUAUGUAGUCAGAUGUACCUGCACAGGUGAUCGGAAACCAGGGCAAUCAGACAGUCAGAAUUAUGCAAAUUGGCAGAUUAAUAGUCAGGAUACAAUGAAACAUGAUACAGUGAAAACUAACUUGGAUACAUACGAACAUGUCAACAUACUCACUGUAAGCAGCUCAGGUGUCACUCUGACGUCACCUGAUGCAGGGUCAGAGGCUGCACCUAGAAAGGUUCAACAGUAGAUUGAGAUGCCUGCACGAAGACUGUACAUAUGAAAUGAAGGAGGUAAACAAAUUGUUUAUUUUGUAAGAAAAAAAAAUGAAUUAUUGUAUCACGGUCACAGACUGCACUGAAAUGUAUGAAGUAGCAAUGGAAACAUGUUUUUAAUUCUAUUGAAUGACACUGAAAGUAAAAGUAUACUCUAUACAUUAUAAUUGUGUACAGCUAAUAAAAGAUUAACUACAA